AUGCCAGCCAUCAGGCACGCCUCGAAGCGCAAGCCGCCACCUGAAGGCUUCAGCGACAUCGAGGAUGAUUUACUCAUUUUCAGCAACAAGAUGAAGGACGCGCAGAACACCCCGACCGACAACAUUCCCAAGCACCAGGCGCAGUGGCCAAUAUUCGAGAUCUCCCACCAGCGGAGCCGGUAUAUCUACGAGCUCUACUAUGAGAAGGAGGCGAUCAGCAAGAAGCUCUACGACUGGCUGCUGAAGAACGGCUACGCCGACGCGAUGCUAAUCGCGAAGUGGAAGAAGCAAGGCUAUGAGAAGGUGCGUGGCCAACUUAUAUCGCGAAAACCUUCGGGCUGUACCAUUCUAACGUUCACAUAG
Messenger RNA from Diaporthe amygdali, 363 nucleotides. Its product is annotated as cell cycle control protein cwf14. Gene Ontology annotation, biological process: mRNA splicing, via spliceosome. The coding region runs from base 1 to 363 and encodes 120 amino acids. Lineage: Eukaryota; Fungi; Ascomycota; Sordariomycetes; Diaporthales; Diaporthaceae. The record is from RefSeq and is a predicted model, not a curated record. The transcript has a single exon. Gene Ontology annotation, cellular component: nucleus; spliceosomal complex.